AUGGAGCCUCCCGUAGCAUGUGCACCGUACGUGUGUGAUGUGCUCGCCGGUCGCUGCUGUAGCUGCUGUACUGUACCUGUUCCCCAGACAGUGCCCACCACCGUCGCGAUGCGACCCGCGCACGCGCUCGCGCUGCUGAUGCUCAUCGGCGGCGCCCACGCGCAGGUGCGAUACUACGGCAAGGAGGUCGGCGCUCUGUCGGAGCUGCAGCACGGCGUGCGCGGCGUGGUGUACGCCGUCGACUCUCGCACGCUCUACAUACACGACUUCCACUACGACGGAGAAGGACCUGCUGCGUAUUUCUACGUGGGCACGAGCACGCCGCCGCGCGCCGGCGCGGGCUCCUUGCGGCUCCGCGACGAGCGUGGCGGCACCAGCCCCCUGCGCAAGUACAACGGCGAGUCCAUCACGCUGUCCGUUCCCGACGGCAAGACGCUCCGGGACUUCCGCUGGUUCAGCGUCUACUGCGAUGAAUAUGAGGUAAACUUCGGCGACGUUUCGAUCUCACGGAGCAUAGAGUACCCUCGGCCCGCGAAGGUGGGCGCGCUGAAGGGCGUGCACGCCGUGUCAUCGGACCCUAUCGUCAUAGUGGACGCGCAGACCAUCCUCGUGCCGAACUUCUCGUACGAUGGCGAAGCUCCCGAUGCCAAGUUCUGGGUGGGGCGCGGCGACAGGCCCUCGCCCCAGGGCAUCCGCAUCCCCGACGAGAAUGGCAAGGAGGUCCCACUGCGCCGCUACGAUAAGAAAACCGUCGUGCUUACACUACCCGGGGAGCUGACGGUAUUCGACAUCGGCUACUUCGCGGUGUGGUGCGAGGCUUUCACUGUCAACUUCGGCCACGUGACGCUGCCCUCGGCCGCGCUCGCCAACGUACCACCCAGUCUCAAGAUGCUCGGAGUGUCCCCACAGAGCCGCAACAAAGAGCUGGCGGGCAGUCCGAGCCACGCUACCACUUCCUCGCCCCGUGCGGCGCGCCCCCGCGCACCAAUCGCCAAACUCGACGCGACCACCUACAGACCACCGUCGAGACUCCGUCCAGGCGCCUCUCUGUUUAGUUCCAUACAACAUAACCUCGAAGAUCGCACCAAUCUUUACAGAAGAGCAAACUCUGAUAACCCUCCCUCUGAGCAACUGGUUCAAGUACAAAGUUCAAAAGAAGUUGACUACCAUGACGAAGGCAACAGUUCCAAAGAGAAAUACUAUCAACCACAACAAAAACAAACCACUGACUACCAGCAAACAAACUACCAACAAGUCGCACAAUCAAACGGACCCAAACCAUAUCAACUACAAGAACAACAGCUGCAACACCAGCACAGGUCACAGGAUCCUCAACAACAGAACCCGCUAACCCCUGAGCAACAUUACCAACAGUUGUUCUUACACCAACAACUAUUGCAACAAGAACUACAGCAAAGGCAACGGCAGCUACAGCAAACUCAGCAGCAACUGUAUUUAAGCCUAGAGCCCCAGAAUUCACAACAACCAAUCAACUACUUCGAUCAGCGCCAGGGUGGGGAGGCUCAGCAGCGAGCUUAUCAGCAGAAGACAGAAGUUUCGGUGCAGCGCAGCGAAGAACCGAUCCAGUACCGUCUCCUGCCGUACUCACAGUCGUGA
Molecule: messenger RNA, 1617 nt
Organism: Arctia plantaginis
Lineage: Eukaryota; Metazoa; Arthropoda; Insecta; Lepidoptera; Erebidae
Source: the annotation of a GenBank genome assembly